Macrosiphum euphorbiae (potato aphid) is the source of this 1677-nucleotide messenger RNA. The record is from the annotation of a GenBank genome assembly. Lineage: Eukaryota; Metazoa; Arthropoda; Insecta; Hemiptera; Aphididae.
AUGGAUUUGGAACAUGAAAUAUUAGAAGAAAUAUUUUCUGGAUUUGGUGCAAUAACUCAGAUUGAAGUGGAUCCUUACAAUGGAUUUUUAUUUUGGACCUCGAAAUUGGGACUGCAUAGUUUUGAUUUGACCGAUUCUGAAAAGUCAAAUAUACUAAUUUUAAAAAACCAAAAUAUCGGUCCAUUUGUUAUAAAUUAUAUACAGUCAUGUUUGUUUGUGAUAUUCCGAAAGCAAAACACAAUAAUGUCUGUUUCUUUGGAUGGUCAGAAAGUAAUAAAUAUUAGAAAUAACACACAUACAGCGCUAUUUUCUGAUGCUACAUCUUUAUUAUAUGUGAAUGAAUUAUUUUAUUGGUCAAAUGGUUCUGUAAUAAUGAGAGAAGAUUACUUUAGUGAUGAUCAAAAAUACUAUCAAACUAUAUAUCCGGAAAUUAAUUUUAAAGUCAAUUUAUUAAUAUCUAAUUUUAUUGAUCAACAACCAAUACCGUCUCCUAGAAAUCCCUCAAAGUCAAAAAAUCAUUCGUUCAUGUCCAAAGUGAAACAUGAAUUUAAUGCAAAGAAUCGUCAUUUGUGGUACGAAUAUGGAUCAGAUGAACCAUGGAUAAUAUUAAUAUCAGGACUUGUGUUGAUUUCCCUAUUUUUGACCAUGGCCAUUAAGUAUUGGAGUGCUAAAAAGCCUAAUAUUAUAAGGAAACUUAGAGAAAUGCCACAAUCUUUUGUACUUACUAAUAAUGUGGGUUAUCAAAGAGCCGUGUUGUUUCAAAAAAGAGACAACAAUGAAUUGAUCAGAAUUAAACGUAAGCAAAUAACACUAACAAAAAGAUUGGGAUCAGGAGCUUUUGGAGAAGUUUUUGAAGGAAAUGUCAAAGAUAUAAUAAAUGAAAAAGUUGAAUAUUGUGUUGCGUUGAAAUCAUUAAAUGGACGUACCAGUCAAUAUGUAUUAGAAGAAUUUUUAAAAGAAGCAAAAAUAAUGAAUAAUUUAAAACAUAAAAAUAUUUUAAGAGUUUUUGGAGUAUGUUUAGAUAAUGAACCUAAUUUUAUAAUUAUGGAACUUAUGAAAGAAGGUGAUUUAUUGAGUUAUUUAAGAAAAACCAGACCAACCCAAAUAUUAAAUUGUAUGGACUAUAUGAGAAUGUGUAUUGAUGUAGCUGAAGGAUGCUCAUACCUUAAAAAUAUGCACCUUGUACACAGAGAUCUUGCAGCACGUAAUUGCCUGGUAUCGUCUUCUGACCCUAAAGAGCAAGUUAUAAAAAUUGGUGAUUUUGGAUUGGCAAGAAAAAUGUAUGCACAUUAUUACCGAAAAGAAGGAGAAGCUUUACUGCCUGUUCGAUGGAUGUCACCAGAAUCACUAGUGGAUGGUGUCUAUACCAGUCAAUCCGAUGUUUGGGCCUUUGGUGUCUUGUUAUGGGAAAUUAUGUCUCAAGGUCAUCAACCUUAUCCAGGACUGUCUAAUAUAAAUGCCAUGAAUUAUGUUCAACACGGUGGAAGGCUUGAAAAACCAAUAAACUGUCCAAAAACUUUAUAUAAUUUGAUGAAAAAAUGUUGGCAUGUCCAUCCAGAAAAAAGGCCCACUUUUGAAUUUUGUUUAAAAUUCUUAAAAUCAUAUUAUAUGGUCUUAGAAUACAUUAAUAAGAGAGAUACAGAACUACAGAUUAUUCCUGAAUAUUUAAAUUUAUAA